This is a messenger RNA of Mobula hypostoma (lesser devil ray), 7901 nucleotides long. Its product is annotated as repulsive guidance molecule A-like. Gene Ontology annotation, molecular function: coreceptor activity. Bases 341 to 1693 code for a protein of 450 amino acids. The record is from RefSeq and is a predicted model, not a curated record. The transcript has 5 exons. Gene Ontology annotation, cellular component: plasma membrane. Lineage: Eukaryota; Metazoa; Chordata; Chondrichthyes; Myliobatiformes; Myliobatidae. Gene Ontology annotation, biological process: BMP signaling pathway.
CCGUAUGUAAAAAACCCCCCACCCUAACUAAUACCGGGACCCCGUGUUAGCCAGAUAAGGAACGCUCUGGAGUGCGUGAGCCUUCUGAUUAGACACACGGCAAGGAAAAAAAAGAGGGGGCAAAAGAAAGAUAAUCUCAUAAGACAAGCUUCCUUUUCCCAACCCAGGGUCUGAGCACAGAGCACCAGAAGCUGUCAUUAACCCACCCGGGGUACAGACUUACAUGCCUCAGCCAAGCUGCAACAGUAUGUUGGGACCAGGUUACACCUUCAGAGAGCUUGACACCCAGGAACUUGAAUAAAAUACAGCAGCUGCAGUAAAUCUGAAAUAGAAACAGGACAUGCUACAAAUACUCGGCUGGGCGAGCAGAGUUGGAGAGUUGGACUUCUGUGGGACCCAAGUCUGGGCUGGAUGGAUGGGAAUGGGGAGAAGGGGCGACCCAUUCGGCCACGGAAUCCUUCAAAUCCUGACUAUCGUCCUGUGCCUCCCAGCAGUUAGCUGCCAGUGCAAGAUCCUGAAGUGUAAUUCUGAGUACCUGUCGGCCACGUCCGGACUACACCUGGGUGGGGAAGAGUCGGUAGAGUUCUGUGUCGCGCUGCGGGCCUACUCUCAGUGCACCCGGAAGACGGCUCGCGCCUGCCGCGGGGACCUGGCAUAUCACUCCGCCGUCCACGGCAUUGAGGACCUCAUGAGCCAGCACAACUGCUCCCGGGCGGGGCCAACCCGGGCGCCCGGCCGCGCCCAGCCCACCGCGCAGGACUUCAUGGUGCACUCGGACGCCCCCGAGACCUGCAGCUACGAGAAGAGCCUGUCUCAGCAUGGGAGGAAGGCCAACUACACGCACUGCGGCCUCUUUGGCGACCCGCACCUCCGCACCUUCUCUGACGACUUCCAGACCUGCAAGGUGCGGGGGGCCUGGCCCCUCAUCGACAACAGCUACCUGUUCGUUCAGGUCACCAACGUGGCGGUCGUCCGGACCUCCAGCGCCACGGCAACCAGCAAGCUUACGAUCAUCUUCAAGAACUUCCAGGAAUGCGUUGACCAGAAGGUGUACCAGGCGGAGACCGAUGACCUUCCUGCAGCCUUCGUUGACGGCUCGAGGAACGGUGGUGACAAGCACGGGGCGAACAGCCUCAGGGUGACGGAGAAGGUGCCGGGGCAGCACAUCGAGAUCCAAGCCAAGUACAUCGGGACCACCAUCGUGGUGCGGCAGGUGGGCCGCUACCUCACCUUCGCCAUCCGCAUUCCGGAGGAGGUGAUGAGCUCGUUCGAGGACAACCAAGGCCUCCAGCUGUGCCUGCGGGGCUGCCCCACCAACGAGCGGAUGGACUGGCGUCUGCCGCAGUCGAAAGGCAGCCGCACCUCGUCCCGGGGCAGGGGGCCGCAGGAGGUCUCUGCCCGCGAGACCGCAGCCACCAAGUGCAAAGAGAAACUGCCCGUGGAGGACCUGUACUUCUGGUCCUGUGUUUUUGACCUGUUGACCACGGGAGACAUGAACUUCACGCUGGCGGCCUACUACGCGCUGGAGGACAUCAAGAACUUGCACUCGAACAGAGACAAGUAUCACAUUUACCAAAGGACAGCUGAGCUCCCAGCAGGAAACGGUGCUGCUGUCCUCCCCAGCGUCUGCUGCUCUGUGCUUGGACACUUGCUGCUGCUGUUCUGGUUGUGCUCCUUCGUGCCACAUCUAUAGCUGCUCCAGUGUGACCUCCCAGAAGCAGUCCUGUUGUUCCCCUGUCGUCCUUUUCCUCUCUCCCGUUUUCCCGUCGGCACCAUGGAUGCCUUCCCUGUCCCUUUCCUGCUGGCUCCUAAGUUAUUUUGGGACUGAGAAAGGCACGCACGCACACUCGCGCGUCUCUGCGUUCACGCUGUGCAGAGUCACCGGCCUCGCCCGUGGUACCUAGCUGUUGUCUUGUGGUUGCGUGUUUGUGGUGAUCUGUAGGGGUGUUCGGCCACAGCGCACAGAGGGUGCACCGGGAUGCGGUGGUGCGGUAAACCAGGGCCACGUGCUGAGGCUCGCUCAUCCCCUUACCCCGUCCAUUUAAAUCUCCGCUCCUAAGUUCCUGUCAGGAUUCCAAGCAAUCUCAAUCUCUCUUUUUCUUUCUCUCUCUCUCUCUCUGUCUCCCUGUCUCUAUCCAGUAGAACAGUGGAGGAAGCCAGUGUGAUUUUGCACUUUACUGUGUUCCUGGCACUGGGAAGACAGUGAUAGAACACUGGAUCCCACCCCUCACCGGACUGUCGCCGGCUCAUUUCCCUCACUGGCAGCCUGUUCCCCCCCCCCCCCCCCCGGAGAGGGAAGUGGGCCAACCACAGAGCCUUCGGUUGUCAGCAGUCGCAGUUGUAGCUUCGUUCGGACUGGCUGCACCAAACCCAUCACCACACGUGUUUAUUGUCGCAGGCACGGGGCGGGGGGAGGGCAGGGGAGUGAAAAAUAUUAACGUGCUGUUCAUACAGACCCCAUCCAUGCAUUGAGACAGUACCAGAUAAAAGAGUGUGCAAUGCAGCCAGACAAUAAGGUGCAUCAAGGCCUUAAUGAGGUAGUUGUGAGGCCAGAAGUCCAUUUUGCCCUUCAACAGCUGUAUAACAGCAGGAUAGAAACUCUCCCUUCAACCUGUUGGUAUGUGCUUUCAGGCUUUUUUUGAUCUUCUGCCCAGUGGGAGGAAGGAGGGGAGAGGAUGUCUGAGUAAGUCUUUGCUUACCUUGUCUGCUUUACUGAGGCAGCGAGAGGUGUAGCCAGAGCCCAUGGAGGACAGCCUGGCUCCUGUGAUGUACUCAACUGUGCCCACAACUCUCUGCAGUUCCUUGCAGUCACGUGCGGAGCAGUUGCUGCACCAAACCGUGGUACGUCCAGGUAGGAUGGUGCCUCUAUGAAAGUUGAAGAGGUUCAAAGGGGUCAUGACAGAUUUGUUUUGCUUCUUUCAGGAUUUUGAUAGCAGUCCACCUAACCUUUUGGCCUUUUCCCUCUGCUUACCAAGCAAAGGGCCGUUCCUCACUUGAACAUCUGGAGAGUGGAUGCUCGCUGACCACUUGCACAACUGGGGGCUUCACAGUACCCUUCUUUCACACUCUCGGCCCACUUCCUAACCAGGCACGACUUGUCCAGUGGAAGCCAACCGCUGCUCCAGUUAUAUCUCUCUCUCCUCCUCCCCAGUCCGGGGGUGGUGAGGUCAACUGCAGAUGACUCGGGAUGGAGCCUGGCACAUCUGUUUGGCUCAGGACUGCAAGGUGCCAAAUGGGGUUGGGAAAUGACCGGAUUCUACUUGAAUACAGAGUCUGGCACAAAGAUUACAUCAUAGUCACCCAGCCCCAAUGGCUGCAGUCUUCCAUAGCUUGAAUCCACCUCUAGGGUCUGAUCUUCAACACAGUUUCAUAGCCUCUUGGUCUUAACAGCUUGGUUCCCGUGUUGCCCACAUACUGCAUGAUUGUCCAGGUUGACUAUUCCCUGUAUCUCCACCAAGCACAUUUGGUGUGUUGGCUUGGAUGCCAAGACUGUGGAGGAAAGAUAUUGGUGCCUGAGUUGACUAUCCUUUCCCGUUGGAUAGUUUUCUGAUCUACGGCAUGGCCCGUCACAACUGGCUGCCUCUCAGCCUGGAUUCAUUGCUCAGAAGCUGUCUCCAUGGUUUUGCCCUCCGGUCCUGGUUUGUCAGGUCAGAAUCAGUCGGGCUUAAUAUUACUGAGUUAUAGGUUGUGAAAUUUGUUGUGCGCAGCAGUACAGUGCAAUAUAUCAAUACAUUUUUUAAAAAACUAUAAAUUACAGGUAGAUAUGUAUAAAAUUAAAUAAGUAGUGUAACAAGACAGCAAAAAUAGUGAGGUUGUGUACCUGUAUUCAUUGUCCAUUCAGAAAGUGUUCCUGAAACAUUGAGUGUGUGUCUUCAGGCUCCUGUCCCUCCGCACUGAUGGCAGUAAUGAGAAGAGGGUAUGUCCCUGGGUGAUGGGGGGGUCCUUAAUCUGGAUGCCCCCUUUCUGAGGCAUUGCCUUUUGGAGAUGGAGCCCCUGUUGAGUUCAAGCUUAAUUAUUCAACCAUUCAUGAAAAUAAUUAAAACGAAGCAGUGUUCCUCCAGGGCCAAGGCGCAAAACACAUUACCAACAGCGCACUGCAUGUAGCAGAUAUGGUUAGAAAAGCAAAGAGAAAAAAAAAUAUAUAGCCCACAUCCCCUCAGUUGUCCUGCUUGAUUCCUCCACACCUGGGACUCUGGAAUUAUGUGAGAGCCCAGGCAGAGAAGAACGGGAAAAGUCCUCCUGUGUACAGGGGAACAAUAAGGGACUAUUUACUAAAGAGUAUUAAAGGGUGAACAUCACAUAAAGCAGGCUGAGAGAGGAAGGGGGAAUGUGCACACUCCAAGUUGUACUGUAUGUUCCAUUCCCACCACCUCGUGAAGGUUCGGCUGUCGUUUAUACUGCCCAGUGUCGUGGUGGGGCAGGGAACCUGCUCUCUCCUUAGCAGGGUUGGCCCCUACCUGAGGAGGAAUAGAAUUGAGGGGAAACCAGCCAAGAUAUCUGCUGCUUGUCCGUUGUUGUCUGAUCACUGCUGGGAGGCCGCGAGGAUUGUCCCAUAUUGCUCCUCGGGUAACAAAACUACACCCUCUUCCAAUACUGCCCACCCAAACUGGGACAGUAACCUCUGCAAGCAAUUUAUUCAGGCUAUCAUAAACAGAAGAGAUACUGCAGAAAUCCGGAGCAACGCACACAAAAUGCUGAAUGAAUUCAGUAGGUCAGGCAGUGUUUAUGAACGGGAAUAAGUAGUCGACAUUUCGGAAUGAGACUGUCUUGGCCUGAAACGCCAGCUGUUUAUUCCUCUACAUAAACACAAGAAAUUCUGCAGAUGCUAGAAAUACAGAGUAGCAGGAAUUCUGAUUAAGCGCCUUGUUCUGAAAUGUUGACUGUUUGUUCCUGUCUGUAGAUGCUGCCUGACUUCCUGAGUUCCUCCAGCAUUUUGUGUGUGUUACACAGACUGUUUAUCAUUUAUGGCUAUCCUGGUGAACUAGCUAUACAUAUGCGUGCAUGUUUGUGGUGUGUGCUUGCGUGUUGGUAAACACGUGUGAAUAGGUGAAUGUCCUUGUAUGUGCCAGUGUACAGUAGCAUGUGUGAGUGAGUGAGUUCUGUCCCGUGUGCAUGUGUGUGAGAGAUGGUUCGUCUAUGUGUUGAUGGGACGGGGUCUGGGUGCUGCUAUGAGUUUAACCCUCAGAGGGGGCAGGCCUUUGGACAGAUUUUAUAGAUGCACGUAAAAAUGAGAUUCACUUGUAAAUUUUAUUUAUUAAAAGCAUCGCACCUCUGGCUGUUGAGUGACAUGACAAUUGUUCUUCAAAGAUUACAGCCAGGUAAGGUGGAGAAAAUGGGGAUGAAUUUAACAAGAAUUAUUAGAAAAUUCUGCAGUGGUAAACAUAACAGCAAGAAAAUGCCCCCUCCCCACCCCGUCAAAGUGUUUUAGGUGAAAGGUUGUACGUUAUCACUCCAAGGAGCAGUUUGGCACAGUCCCUGCUGCCCAGUGGAUCUGUAAUCCUGUCAGAUGAGAGAAAAUCAACAGUUUGAGAGAGACGAGAUUAUAAAGAUGUUGGAAUCUGGAGCAAACACACAAAACGCUGGAGGAACUCAGCAGUUCGGACAGCAUUCAUGGAGGGAAAUAUUCAGUCGGUGUUCCGGGUUGAGUCCCUUCACCUCAACACAGUUCCCACUUUUCCUCCUGUGUCUUGUAUGGUGCUCCACAUUUUUGAGCACGUUGGUUUGAAAUGAGAUACAGAUCCGUGGUGUUGCCUCAUGGUCUGGAAACUCCAGUAGGAAUUAUUUGGCAUGCCAGCAUUGUUCUCACUGUUAAAGGCUAGAAACGGCUGGUCAGGAUUAAGAUGCAGUCAAAGGCCUUGAGAUUAGCUGUACUCAGAUCAUAAUGUGAAACUUCUGUUAAGAGGUUUAAGUCACCAGACUAGAAUCGAAGCUGUUUCCAGUGAGUAUAAUCAGUUGCAAAGUUUACAUUGCACUUUCCAGCAAGCUGAACCUCUGAAGUUAAACCAGCAUAUUUUAACCAAGAGCCAACACUUCCUGUGUUAUCCCCAGCUUUAAGCUGUUUGCUGCUCAUCUUCUGUAGUGCUCAUGACUUGAGUAUGGUGACUUGGGUACUCAGAGCUCUGUGCUCCCUUGCUUGGGGUCUGUGGCAGUGAAGGUGAGGCAGGACCAGGUCUGUCCAUGCUGUUCUCACCUGGCUCUGGCCCAUGCAGUUUCAACUCCACUCACUAGAUGGCAGACACGGGCCUGGUUCCAGAACACAGGAUCUCCUCGCGGCUUGGCCAAACAAACAUACCAGUGCCGAGAUGAGUAAAGGCAGGGAACAAUGGGUGCAGCCUUAAAUGUGAAAUUCAAAGUAAAUUUAUUAUCCAUGUAUAUGUAAGUCACUAUAUAUAGCCCUGAGAUUCAACUUGCAGGCAUGCUCAAUAUAUUAAUCCAGUAACCAUAAUACAACUGAUGCUGCUUUCCUGUGAGUAGACUUGAUGGGCUGAAUGGCCCACUUCUGCUCCUGUGGUCUUAUGGACAACGCUCAGUGUCAGUGUGUUCAAAGGUGGAGAGGGCUGGGCUGGGUCCACUACUCCUUGUAUGAUUUUUCCAUUCAAGGGCAUUGGUGUUUCCAUACCAAUGCCUCCUAAGUCUCAGUAACGAUAAUAGAAGAGCCCGCAAUUAAAAUGACUCUGUACCUCAAUCCCUCUUUUCCCCCACUUCUCUGUGGCCCAAAGGCACUUUGUGCGGACAGCAGUGUGUACUGGUGUGAUUUGGGGGCUCUUGGUGUGGAGAUCACUGCAUGGUCUGGAGUUAGUACCACUGUAAAUGCAGCGUUUUAUAUGGUUCGGUGUAAUUUAUAUUUGUUGAUAUAAUAUAUGGAGACUUUUGGUGAACAUUUGUGAUUGUACAUAUGGAGUAAUGUAAUAUUUCUUUAACUAUUAAUGUCUGAACUUUUAACCCCCUGAAAAACCUAUUGACAUGCUUUGGUUGCAUUUUUCUCACAUUGAAGAAAAAAGGAUUUGCAAAAGCAGAUCUUUUUAAGGUUUCUUUGAAAUGAAAAGGGGUCUCGUAGGCACCCUUGUGUUGAGGUAAGGCCCGCGACCAGUGCAUUAAUAAGACUGUGAGACAUUGGAGCAGAAUUAGGCCAUUGGGGUCAAAUCUGUCAUUUGAUCCUGGCUAAUUUAUUAUCCUUUUCAACCUCAUUCUCCUGCUUUCUCCCCAUAAACGUUGAUGGCCUUACUAAUCAAGAACCACCAACUUUCUCUUUUAAAUGUACCCCAUGACUUGUCCUCCACAGCCAUCUGUGGUACUGCAUUCCACAGACCACCCUCUGGCUAAAGAAAUUCCUCCUCAUGUCUGUUCGUAAUCUGGGGCUGUGCCCUCUGGUUCUCAACUGGCCCACUAUUGGGAACUUCCACUCUAUCUAGGCCUUCCAAUAUUCAAUAAGUUUCAGUGAGAUCCCUCUCUCCCCUCAUUCUCCUAAAGUCCAGCAAGCACAGACCUAGCGCCAUCAGAUCCUCAUACAUUAACCCUUUCAUUCCUACAAUCACUCCCGCGAACUUCCUCUGCACCCUGUCCGAUGCCAGCCUAUCUUAGAUAACGAGCCCAGAACUGCUCACAGUUCUCCGAAUGCGAGCAAUGGUCUCUUUCAGUCACGCACUGUCGGGUGUUCAUGGCAGACCACGUCAAGUUGACGAGCCCUGGUGGAAUCUCCCGUCCUUUCCCUUUUAAGAGGUUGUCUGUGUGCCCACGGCACCCCUUUAAGAGAGUUCAAGAAGAAUGGCACUUUAUUUCAGUUGUGAUGUGAUGAUUUUUAAUGGUGAUUGUAGUUCUGCUUUGAAUUGUUUCUAUUAGUAGGUGGGUACUUGGGUGCCCAGGGAACGUGUGGCAUGGUACUUGAUGUUUCCGUGAACAGA